AUGUUGCUGCUUUUGAAGCAAAGUUUUUUCUCUAGAAAUUUAAAUGGAUUUCCUCUUGUGACCUGUGGAAGAUGCUAUUCUCUGAAGGUUGGUGAUGUGGCUACAUUGAGAAAAAAAAUAACUGCUGAAGAUAUAAAGAAAUUUUCAGAAUUAAGUGGUGAUACAAAUCCUGUUCAUCUGGACAAGAAGUUUGUUGAGAGUCAGACCACAUUUAAAGACUUGGUGGUUCAUGGUGCUCAUCUCAACAGCCUUGUGUCACGUGUCAUAGGAACACAGCUUCCUGGCCCUGGCACGCUGGUGGUGAGGCAGGAGCUCAAGUUCCCCAACCCUUGCUAUGCAGGAGAGGAGGUUGAGGUGACAGUCCGUUUAGCAAACCUGAGAAAGAUCAUAACAGUAGACUUUUUUUGCACUGCAACAGAAGGGAAGAUUGUUCUAGAGGGCAAGGGUCAACUGAUGCAUUCACAGCGCUUCAAGGGAGGGCACUAG
This is a messenger RNA of Portunus trituberculatus (swimming crab), 486 nucleotides long. RefSeq names its product hydroxyacyl-thioester dehydratase type 2, mitochondrial-like. The coding region runs from base 1 to 486 and encodes 161 amino acids. The transcript has a single exon. NCBI's taxonomy places the organism in Eukaryota, Metazoa, Arthropoda, Malacostraca, Decapoda, Portunidae. The record is from RefSeq and is a predicted model, not a curated record.